CGUUGACGUGUUUUCCGCAGGCACAGACCGGGGAAAGUUGUUUCCUGGAGUUGCCUCCCGGCUGAUAGUUUUCACACGAAAGCCCCGCGUUUGUACAGCAUGAUCAGGCCGGAUUCCUGGGACUUGUGUCGGGUGCAUUAGUGCGUUUGUGUCCCCGGUGUUGGAGCUGCAGGAGCUGCGGGGAGAGAACAUGAGCUGCGGGGAUGAAGACUCGGAGGCGAGCCUGCAAGCCCAGUUAGCUGAUUGCCGAGCUCAGGUCGAGCACUGGCAGGGUGUGGCGACGAUCUGUGAGCUGAGCAAACAGGAGGAACUGGCAGAGCUGCAGAAACAAUGUGAUCAAGAGAUCCAGUCUCUGCAGGAAGCCCUGAGAGAGACGGCAGCUCAGUAUGAGGCCAGGAUCUCGGUUCUGCAGGCGCAGCCUGUCGACUGGAGGAGAUCCAGCGGGCAGAACAUGAUCAGUAGCAGGAAAGGCAGGAUGGAUGCAGAAGCCUCCUCUACUGAGUCCCCCCCGUCUGUCGUCCACAGACUGGCAGAGGACGAGACGGCGUCGUCAAUGGACAGAAGGCAAAGUCAACCGGCAGAGCUGGACGCGGCGGCGGAGGGGGAAGGGACCCCACUCUCAACAGAGGGGUAUUUUUCACUACAGAACUGCGACUCGGCCUCGUUGUCCUCCUUCUCCCUAGACACGCCCUCUCUGCCCAGAAAAAUCCUCCAUCAGGACGACACCGACUCGCUGGUGUCCACGGGAACUCUGGUGCCCGAGGCGAUCUACCUGCCGCCGGCCGGACACCGGCUGGUCACGCACAGCGACUGGGAUGCUCUCAAUGCACAGCUGUCAGAGCUGCGAGGGGAAGUGAGUCGGCUGCAGGUGGAGAAGGAAGACCUGGGGAGAGAGCUGGAGACGCAGACCAACCACACACACAAACAGGUUUCAGUGCUUCAGUCUCAGGUCCAGACUUCAGAAACUCUCCUCCAGGAUUUGCAGAAAUCUUUUAGUCAGUCGCAGAAUGCAGUCCAGAGCCGACUGGCAGAGUUGUCCCUUUCUCAGCGGAGGAUGUGCAGUGACCUGUCCAGACUGAGAGGAGAAGAGGUUGACGAGGAUAAACCAGACACCAGCCCAUCGUUACCUCCAGCUCUGCAUGGUGCGCACUGUGAAGAGCGCCUUCGAAUUGAAAUCGUCAACCUGAGGGAGCAGUUGGACACCCGGACGGACGAGAACGAAGUUUUAGAGGUGCAGCUUGCCACUCUGAGGACGGAGACGGAGAGGAUCCAGGCUCAGAAAGACCAGCUGCAGGCUGAGCUUCUGGCCUGCCGCGCCGAGCUGGAAGCCCUGCGGGUGGCGCUGUCUCACGUGCAGGCCACCAACAAAGCCGUCAGCAGUGAUAAAGCAGCUCUGAACCAACAGUGUCUGGAGCUUCGUAGCCAAGUGAUCAGUCUGCGCUCUCAAGUGGACACCAGCCAGGCCGUGCAGAGAGACUUUGUCCAGCUCUCUCAGUCACUGCAGGUGAAGCUGGAGUUGGUUCGGCAGGCGGAGAGUCUGGAGCAGGUCAGGGUAGUUUUGGGGGAGGAACGAAGUGAGGCUGAUUCCCAGCCCGCUGACACCUCAUGAGUUUUAGAAAAUGAUGUCGGGACCAAAGAGAGCAGGGUAACAUUAAUCAUUCCAGGCGUGACCGGGAGGCUUCAGCCGGCCACGUGAAGUUCAGACCCCGGGAGAGCGACCACAGCUGGUGCUGCUGCUGUUUCUAUGAUAACACUGGAAAUACUCCCGGACAGAAACGUUAUAAUCUUUUCCAAAUGUCAUGUUUUCAUGAUAAACCUGCUACCAAACAGUGACCAAAGCAAUACAGAGGAACCAUGAACAUGUUGACGGCGCUCUUUUUACACACUUUCUCACACUUAUUUUGUAUUAUUUCAGAUAAAUCAUUCCUCUCUCUACACUACAAAUGCAUAUGCAAACAGUUUGUUUCUAAAAGAAAUCACUCAGAAACCUGCUCAACUGUCAACACUUGACAUUGUAUCAGUAAUUAAUAUGCAAAUGCCAUUUCUCUUGCCUCUUUGUGAAGGAAAAAAACAAAAAACAACCCUUCAGGCACUCAAGCACAGUGCAAUAAUGACUUAUGACAUGAUGCAAGAUAGAAUAACUGCCUUCAAAUGUGAUUUUUAUUAGAUCUUAUUUUGACAUAAUGUAGUUAUAAAUAUUAUAUUUGUCAUUUUACAUGUUUAGAGUUAACAUUUGUGUCUUAACUGUAAUCGUGACAACCUUUCAGGAGAAGAAAACAGAGGCGAGAAAUAUAAAUAAUUGUCUUAUCUUGUUA
This is a messenger RNA of Cololabis saira (Pacific saury), 2315 nucleotides long. RefSeq names its product rabaptin, RAB GTPase binding effector protein 2 (gene rabep2). Gene Ontology annotation, molecular function: GTPase activator activity; growth factor activity. The record is from RefSeq and is a predicted model, not a curated record. Gene Ontology annotation, biological process: endocytosis. NCBI's taxonomy places the organism in Eukaryota, Metazoa, Chordata, Actinopteri, Beloniformes, Belonidae. Gene Ontology annotation, cellular component: intracellular membrane-bounded organelle. The transcript is spliced from 12 exons. The coding region runs from base 191 to 1609 and encodes 472 amino acids.